AUGAAGGGAGAACACAAGGGCGGCAAGAAGAAGGACAACCUGGGAUGGGAGAUUAUCAAGCUUCAGGCCCAGGUCGGAGAGUCGACUUCGAGGAAGGUCAAAAAGAUUGUUGAGGCCGAGCGGAAAAAGGAACAUGGUACCGCAUCUACAUCUACAUCUGAGGCAGUAGAAGAAGGACAGGAACAGGAGCAGGAGUCAGCGGCGUUGAGUCAAGCUGCUCAGAAGCUUUUGAAGUUGAAGGAGCAGAAGAUUAGCCAGAAGAUUUAUCAUGCGAAGAAGGAGAUCAGGAAGGCGUUUGUGAAGGCCAAGGCGUUUGAGACUCAGAGGCUUGUUAAGCGACUCCGUGAGGCUCGGAAGGCUGUCGAAGAGAAGGAGAACAAGGGCGAAGCAAAGGAGGAUGAUAAGCCAGUACACAAGACGAAGCAGGAUUUGACCCAGGAGGAUGUCACCAAGUUUGAGAACGAGAUGGAGUUGGUCAAGAAAAUGGACAUGGACUCAUUAUCGGAGCAUGCGUUUGUGACAAAGUUGGCUAAGCACCCUAUUCUCGGAUCACAUACUCUUAUGGCACCAUACACAACCAAGAAGGAGACUGCAGCUGCUUCUGGAUCACAGGAGGAUGCCGCAACGAUUCAGAUCAUUGAAGCGCGUUUGACAAACACAAAGACGGUCAAGGAGCACAUGUCGAAGCUAUGGGAUGAGUUGGAGAAUAUCAUUACAGGCAAGAAGGCUAAUGAAGAGAAGAACAAGAAGCGGAAGGGAGGCGAUGAUCAGGAUGAGCCCAAGAACAAGAAGGGGAAGACACAAAACGAUACCAAGAAGGCAGAGAGCGAUAACGAGGAGAGCGAGGAAAGCGAGGAUGACGAGGAUGUGGAGAUGGACGGCGUGGACCUGUCAGAUAUCAGCGACUCUGAGCGGGAAGAUGACGGAUAUGACUCGGACGGACUUCCCCUGCCCAUGGGUGGCAAGUCAUCUGCAGGAUCGUCGUCGUCAGUGGCAUCGAUGUUUAUUGGAUCGUUGAACGAGGGCGGCAAGAAGGAUAAGAAGGAUAAGAAGGGCAAGAAGGACAAGAACGAUUGGGUCGACGACAAGUUUGAUGAGAUCUAUGGUAAAGUCAAGAAGAACCGUCCUGGCCAGCAAGCCCGCCGCGCCAAAGCGGAGCGCAAGUACGGCAAGGAAGCGAACCAUGUCAAGAAGGCCGAGGAAGAAGCCAAGAUCCGUGCUGAGAAGAAGGCAGCACGCAAGGCCAAGCAAGAGAAAUUCAAUGCCCAUAGGGACGCAUCGACGGCCAAUGCGCAGAGGCUGCCCAACCGUCGUACCAUCGGUGCAGGUGAUGGAUCGGCAAGCAUUGUCCAACAACCUAAGCCUAGAGCGAAGCCUGUGCCCGCUGGACCCGAUCUUAACGAUCCUACGUUGCAUCCUUCGUGGAUUGCCAAGCAGACUGAGAAGGCGGCCAUGGCUGCUGCUCUCUCGGGUGCCAAGAGCAACAAGAUUACGUUUGAUGAUAGCGACUAG
Messenger RNA from Linnemannia hyalina, 1512 nucleotides. The record is from the annotation of a GenBank genome assembly. NCBI's taxonomy places the organism in Eukaryota, Fungi, Mortierellomycota, Mortierellomycetes, Mortierellales, Mortierellaceae.